This is a messenger RNA of Tigriopus californicus, 2242 nucleotides long. It is a transcript of the gene Miro, whose product is annotated as mitochondrial Rho GTPase-like. The transcript has 11 exons. Gene Ontology annotation, cellular component: mitochondrial outer membrane. Gene Ontology annotation, biological process: mitochondrion transport along microtubule; mitochondrion organization; small GTPase-mediated signal transduction. NCBI's taxonomy places the organism in Eukaryota, Metazoa, Arthropoda, Copepoda, Harpacticoida, Harpacticidae. The record is from RefSeq and is a predicted model, not a curated record. Gene Ontology annotation, molecular function: GTP binding; calcium ion binding; GTPase activity.
UCAGAUAAAUACUCGAGCUUGCGUGUUUUCGUUGUAGCAGUUCCGUCAACAUCGAUCGAUAACAUCAUCCGCAGUACUGUUGAUGUUCAUCAACAAUUGUAUCACUGGAUCCCCACUCAGGUCUUUCAAGUGGGCGCCUUGGAGGCCACCAACGAGGAAUGCUCCCCUUCAGUCUUGUUCUGUGACCUUCCUUCCCAAUCCUUGACGAACUGACCCAUCAUGUUCACUCAAACUCGAAAAGUGGUCCGGAUCCUGCUAAUCGGCGAUCGCUCCGUGGGUAAAACCUCGCUCAUCUUGUCUUUGGUGAGCGAAGAGUUCCCCCAGGAUGUUCCACCCAGAGCCGAAGAGAUCACCAUUCCCGGGGAUUUGACCCCGGAAAAAGUUCCCACUUGCAUUGUGGAUUUUUCGAGUUUGGAGCAGAGCGAUUCCAUGUUGGAGAUGGAGAUCAAAAAGGCCGAUGUGAUUGCCCUGGUUUAUGCCGUGGAUGAUGAAGAUACUUUGGAUUCCGUGACCGAUCAUUGGUUACCUUUUGUUCAUCGCACUUUGGGGGAUUGCCAACGCAAGCCCUUGAUUCUGGUCGGCAACAAGGUGGAUUUGAUUGAUUACUCUACCAUGGAGGCUGUGUUGCCCAUUAUGAAUGAAUACGAGGAGAUCGAAACGUGUGUGGAGUGCUCAGCCAAGAAUCUGAAGAAUAUCUCAGAGAUGUUUUACUUUGCUCAAAAAGCCGUGCUCCAUCCCUCGGCGCCUUUGUGGAACUACAUGGACAAGGAGUUAACUGUGAAGUGCAAGAAGGCCUUGACCUGAGUGUUUAAAAUCUGCGAUCAAGACAACGACGGGUUUCUCUCGGAUCAGGAAUUGGGCUUGUUCCAAAAGCGUUGCUUUCAUAUGGACUUGGAAACCGGGACUUUGGAUAGUCUCAAGGCCGUGGUCUUGAAGAGUUGUGCUGAAGGCCUCACGCAGAGGGGCCUCACAGUGAAAGGAUUCUUGACCCUUAACAGCUUGUUCAUCCAACGGGGCCGUCAUGAAACCACAUGGACCAUUUUAAGGAAAUUCGGCUAUGAUGAUGAUCUCACACUUCAUCGAGAGUAUCUUUUCCCCGUGUUGAAAGUACCACAUGCAGCCUCGGUCGAGCUCUCACAUGAGGGUUAUGACUUCUUCACCACCAUUUUCGAGAAAUAUGACAAAGAUGGAGACAAGGCUUUGAGUCCGCAAGAGUUGGUUAACUUGUUCUCCACCUGUCCAGUCAUGCCUUGGGGUCCGGAUGUGUAUCACACAGUGGUCACGAGUCAACAAGGCUACAUUAGUUUGCCGGGUUAUCUCGGCCUUUGGUCACUCUCCACCCUUUUAGAUACUCAAAAGACCUUGGAAUAUCUGGCUUAUUUGGGAUACCCAUACUAUUCGGGCGAAGACAAUCAGAUCUCGGCUCUUCAGACGACUCGGAACAAGAAAUUAGAUUUGGCGAAGAAGCAGACGAGUCGAAAUGUGUAUCGGUGCCACGUAAUCGGCCCCAAGGACGCGGGUAAAACCACGUUUUGCCAAGGGAUCUUGGGCAACUCCAGAGCUGACAUUGCCGGGCUCAGACCGGAGGAUCUGCCCAGACAUACCAUCAGCAUUGUGCAAGUUUAUGGCCAAGAGAAAUACCUGGUCUUGGAGGAUAUCGAUGUUAGAAACGUGACCGAUUCUUUGAUGCCCUCUGAGGUUCACUGCGACGUUUGUUGUCUGGUGUAUGAUGUCACCAAUCCAAGAUCAUUCGAAUUCGUGGCCCGGAUCUUUUUGAAAUAUUUUGCGGAUGGAAAAAUCCCAGUUUUAAUAUGUGGCAACAAAUCUGAACUUCCAGCUGUCAGACAGGAUUAUAUUCUUCAACCAGAAGGGUUUUGUAACAAACAUAAGCUCCCUCCUCCACAGCCGAUUUCAAGCGCUCGGGGAGUCAAAAUGGAGAUCUUUGUCAAACUUGCUACCAUGGCUGCUUUUCCACGAUUUCAAGCUGCUUGGAUGCUUUUCUAUAAAGGAAGGCACAUGCGCCAUUUAGGUGGAUUGGUUGGCGAGGAAACUAGUUUUGUCCGACUGAGUCUCUUUGGAUUGGCUUUGGCUGCCCUCGGUGGCUUUUUAGCCCUCAAGAUCAUUAACCAAAGACAACUGGCUUCAGCAAAGUAAUUUAUUGCGAACAUCUCAACAGUUGGGAAACAAAUCAGAUGAUAUUGUACGCUUGAUUAUUUUGCAAUAAACUCUCGCCAAUACAAAA